AAUUUACAUUAAAGAAAAUAAAAAAGGUUGGUGUUGCGGUUCCUCUGCUCCAUAGUUGGGUUCGCGUGUGUAUAAAAGAAACGUAAAAAUAUUGGACUCUACUCUAAUCUGCAGCAUCUGUUUUUUUAGCCUCACAUACUUCAAGUCCUCUGUGGCCAUGGCGAGCAGAAGCUGUACCCAUGAAAAUGUUGGCAAGCCAAUUAGAUGCAAAGCUGCAAUAUGCAGAAAAGCAGGUGAACCUCUUGUCAUAGAAGAAGUUGAGUUAGAUCCACCCAAAGCCUGGGAAGUCCGAAUCAAGAUUUUCUGCACUUCCCUGUGUCACUCUGAUGUAACCUUUUGGAAAAUGAAUUCAGGGCCGGCUGCUAAGUUUCCAAGAAUUUUGGGACACGAAGCUGUGGGGGAAGUAGAGAGCGUGGGGGAACACGUGGAAGAGGUUAAAGAGGGGGACAUAGUGGUGCCAGUGUUCUUACCUCACUGUGGAGAGUGCAGAGAUUGCAAAAGCCCAAAAAGCAACGUUUGCUCCAAGUUCGGGUCACAACGGGAUCAUUGCAUGCCCAGAGACGGAACGAGCAGGUUUAGGGACAUGAACGGAGAAGCUUUGCAAAAUCUUUUCAGUGUUAGCAGUUUCUCUGAAUACACCGUCGUUGAUGUGACCCAAGUCGUCAAAAUUAGUCCUCAGCUUCCUGUUGAAAAGGCUUGCUUGCUUAGUUGCGGAGUUUCCACAGGGGUGGGGGCAGCAUGGAAGGUGGCUGACGUAGAAGAAGGUGCUACAGUGGCUAUUUUUGGGCUUGGUACCGUAGGCCUAGCUGUUGCUUUAGGAGCAAAGCAACGAGGAGCGUCAAAGAUCAUAGGCGUCGAUUUAAAUAACGAAAAAUUUGAAAUUGGUAAACGAUUUGGAAUCACCGAUUUUGUGAAUCCCUCCACUUGCAAGGAGAAGUCAGUGAGCGAGGUGAUUAAAGAAAUGACAAAUGGAGGUGCUGAUUAUUGCUUCGAGUGCAUAGGCUUGGCUUCGUUAAUGGCGGACGCUUUUAAUUGCAGCCGAGAUGGUUGGGGGAAAACGGUUGUAUUAGGGGUGGAAAUGCACGGCUCGCCACUGACUUUGAGUCCUUAUCACCUAAUAAGAGGCAGAACUAUAAUCGGAUCACUAUUUGGAGGCAUCAAACCCAAAUUUGAUAUUCCCUUCUUCGCAAAAAAGUACUUUGACAAAGAACUUAGCUUAGAUGGCUUUGUAUCGCAUGAAGUGGGGUUUGAGGACAUCAACAGAGCUUUUGAUUAUCUCUUGGAAGGAAAGGGCCUCCGCUGCAUUAUAAGGAUGAAUCAUUAGCUGGCUUGCCAAAAUUUCAUCGCAAUGUUCAAAACUCUCUCUUUAUCUCCACCGCAUGAUAAUAAAAAGUCCCUUCUAUUAUUUGGUUACUAAUUUUAAUUAUUCUACUAAUGGAAAUGGUCACUCGGUUGU
This is a messenger RNA of Abrus precatorius (Indian licorice), 1456 nucleotides long. RefSeq names its product alcohol dehydrogenase-like 2. The record is from RefSeq and is a predicted model, not a curated record. Bases 158 to 1324 code for a protein of 388 amino acids. Gene Ontology annotation, biological process: formaldehyde catabolic process. The transcript is spliced from 10 exons. Gene Ontology annotation, cellular component: cytosol. Gene Ontology annotation, molecular function: zinc ion binding; S-(hydroxymethyl)glutathione dehydrogenase [NAD(P)+] activity. NCBI's taxonomy places the organism in Eukaryota, Viridiplantae, Streptophyta, Magnoliopsida, Fabales, Fabaceae.